CCACUAGACUACCAUCUGCAAGCCUUGCCCUCACAAUCUGACUGAUACGGCGCAUAACUAGCGCAGGCAUAUGAACACUCUGACGACGCCCCUUGUCCUGAGCGACCGUACUUGCAGUUUGGCUCUUCCUGAGGCUAUUUGUGCGACUGCAAAUUAGAUACCCGCUUCGACGAGACGAUUCGGAGGCUCUGGCGUGACUGUGACCAAACAUUUGCAAAAGCGGAGGCAACACCUUCAAAGAUGCUCGCCGCUUGCAAAGCGGCUUUAAGCGGGCUAAGCGGCGGCGGCCCCGGCGCCGGCUCCCGCCACGCGCACGGCGGCUCCUCGCCCAGUGACAAGCAGGCGGAGGGCUUUGCGCGCGCUGUCAGCGAGGGCGCGGCGGCGCAGGUGGCGGCUUACGUGGGCGAGACGCGGUCGCUGCUGGUGUGCAGCCUCAAGACCCACCCCGCCAAGAGCACCGCCUGGCACCUGGCCGCCGCCUGCAAGGGCUCCGCCGGACGCGGCCGUGCCGCCGCCGCCGCCGCCUCCGCCCCCAGCAGCGGCAGUGCCAUGCUGGAGCUACUGCUGGCGCUGCACCGGCAGCACGGCUUCCCGGGCGGCGGCGAGCUGCGCGAGCUGCUGGCCAGCCCCAACAAGCGGGGGCAGACCUGCCUGCACGUGGCGGCGGCGAACGGCAACGCGGACGCGGUACGACUGCUGCUGGUCGAGGCGGGGCCGCUGGCGGCGGCGGCGGUGGCGGCGGCGGCGGCUUCCUCCUCGGGGUCUGGCUCCGGCUCGGCGACACCGGAGUCCUCAGGCUCACUGACGGAGGCGGGGCCGGCGCCCGGCCGAGGCGGCGGCGGCGGCAGUGGCGGCGGCGGCGGCGGCUGUGAGCAGUUUCUGUUGCGGGCUGACAAGGCGGGGCGCACCGCCAUGCACCUGGCCGCGGCGGCCGGCAGCGAGGAGUGCGUGCGGCUACUGCUGGAGGCGGCGGAGGCGGCGGACGCGGCGGCUGUAGCAGCUGCAGUCGCAGCUGAGGCGGCGGAAGGAGCGGAUGGCGGCGGCGGAGGAGGAGGAGGAGGAGGCGGUGGUAGCAGUGCACUGACGCCGCGCCACGUGUCGCCAUCCAGUCGAUCGGGCUCGGCGGCGGUGGCGGCGGCGGCGGCUCGGUCGCCGUCGUCGCAGCAGCAGCUGGGGCCGGUGACGGCUGUAGCAAGGCUGGCUGGCGCCUCCGACGGCGCCGGCCUGACGCCCAUGCACUUCGCCGCCGCCGCCAACUGCCUGGGCGCAGCUCGGCUGCUGCUGGCCGCCGGCGCCGCCAUCUCCGCCGCCGCCGCCGCCGACGUGUUCGAGGCAGCCAUGCCGUGCAAUGCGGGCUGGACCUGCCUCCACGUGGCGGCCAUGCGGGGCCACCUGGACUUCGUGCUGGCCGUGCUGCGACAUCACCUGUCGCUGUCCACGGAGGAGCAGCUGGCCGACUGGAACCCCUCCGCCACCAGCGGCAGCGGCGCCGCCGCCCCAUUCGGCCGCCGCCGCAGCACCGACCCACGGGCCGUCACCGACCGCCGCGGCACCACGGCGGCGGCGCUGGCGGCGGCGCGCGGCUUUGCUGAGCUGGCGGCGGCGCUGGAUCCGGAUCGGCCGUUGGCGGCGGCGAUCAACGGCGAGUCGGCGCUGAUGGGCCGUGACGGGCGGGAGCUGAGGCCGCCGGCCAUGUUUGUGUGCCCCAUCACCCAGGAGGUGAUGCGCGAGCCGGCGGUCGCCUCCGACGGCUUCACCUACGAGCGCGCCGCCAUCGCCAAGUGGCUGGGUGCCGGCAAGCUCACCUCGCCCAUGACCAACCUGCCCUUCACCAGCAGGGCGCUGUACCCGAACAACGUGGUGCGCACAGCCAUCAUGGAGUGGCGCGCCGAGAACGGGCUGCCCGACCCCACACAGCCGCCGCGCGGCACGGGCCGCCGCCUGGCCGGCAGCGGUGUGGUGGCGGACGUGAAUAACGCGGUGGGACGUGGCGGCGGCGGCGGCGGCAUGGGUGGCAGCGCCGGCGGCGGCGUCAGUGGCGAUCCCUUUCUGUCGCACCUACGCGCGCAUGGGCUGUGAACGGGCUGCGGGAGGGCUGCUUGACAUGGGGGUUGAACGCAAGGCCGAGCGGCUUGGCGGGCGGGCGGUUGGUAGUUGUGUAGUCUGCCUAGUUGGUUGGUUGGUUGGGUGCGUGGGCGUGUGCUGGUAUUCAUUUUUUGUUCCAUCGGGAAGCCGUGGGAGGCUGCCGGGCAUCGCCGCAUGGAGCCGAGUGGUGUGUCAUUGUGGUUUUCCUGGCGGUGCGGUGUGACGUGUGUGUGACGUGUGUGUGACAUACGUGUGACCAUGUGUGGUGACGCACCCAGCAGCGACCGCUUCGUUCGGGGCUGCACGCAGGGUCCGGGUUUAUCAACUUCUCCUCAUGAUCCAAUUUCUUUGCUUUGACUUGUUGUUGUUGUUAGGAUAACCAUCUUGACCCAGAUGGGUCUCAUGAAGCACGAGGCUGCAUCCGCAAGAACAAGCGGUGUCGGAAUUCAAUUGGAUUGUCAUGACUGCAUUUGCAUUGGAAUUGGAGCACUGAGUGCCCGUGAUGAGCAUGCGCCAGGAGCGUGCGAUGUUGCGUGUUGGUUGUUUGGAGGCCGCCAGACACACGGACACGCACGUCUGGAGCUUGUACGGCACCAACAUUCACAUCAACGUCAAUCCUUGCGAUUCAAGGCGACGGGGGUAUGAUUGCUGCUGCAAGGCGUUGUGUUGCAGGAGCUGCAACCGAAUCGUAUCGGCGAGUGGGAACAUAGCAGGACAGGCAGAGACGCAGGUUGGUGUGCCGCUUCUUUGAGUGGACGGAGGGGCGCGAUUAGGCAGUAAAGCGCGCAUGCGUGUGACAGUGCAGAGUGGAGGACGGGAGCAGGAGACAUGGAGAGCGAGGGUUAGCCGGAGACGUGGCGGGCGCGGAACAGGUGCAGCGCUUGCAGCUGUGGCUUAAUCCUGGAGGUUGACCUUUGUGUGUUGGGCUGUUGGGGGGUUAUUCAAUCCUGAGGAAUGCCCUAUGCUAGACGCGGCGGACUGGGGAAUUAGAGUGGGUCGGUGCGAGACCGGGCUUGGAGGCGCGCGCGCGUGUGUGUGCGUCUGUUCAACGGAAACAUGUGCGCACGUGUGUGUGUCGGGAAAGGCUGGUGGCACGCAGUGCCGGUGCAGGGCCACGCGCGUGUCUUUGGGCAACGGGUGAGGGGCCCUCGGCCCUGUCCGUGGGGCAGUCUUGGGUCGUGCCGGCGAACAGGCAGCGUAUGUGUAUUCCGCCGGCUGGAGGGAGCGUUUGGAGCAGUACGGUACGUAGCAGUACCACACCAGUAGUAGUUGUCACUAGCAUUACGGCAUCUGGCUUUUCGGAAUCUGAACAUGCGUACGCGACUAUCGUAUCCGCGGUGAGCCACGAUGCUGAUACCGUUACGGGUUUUUCGCCGCGCGCGGUUCCUGUCUGCCCGGUGCACCACUUUGAACGAAGUACGAUGUGUGUUUGUGCGUGUUGGGGUCCUUGGAGGUUUGAGGCGUGGAAGAAGUCGGCACGGGAAGGCCCCGCACUCGCACUAAACCUGCACCGGAACUCUCCUUUCCUCUGCUCCCGGACGUUUUUAGACAAGUGGGUAUGGGGUGUGUGUGUGUGUGUGUGUGUGUGUGUGUGUGUGUGUGUGUGUGAUUGUACGCGCGCGUGCAUUUGGAGUACGAGUGCAGGCGGCGCGCGUGUGAGGUGUAUGCGCUGGUACUGGUAGGUAUAGAUGUUCUCUUAAGUUGGUGGGCGGCUGCAUGAAAGUGGAAUUGCGGAAGGUGGCCAUGCAUGGCAAAUGGCGAUGGCCGUGACGCAAUCGAGUACGAAUGCAUAAUGCAUGUAUGGGGCAACAAGCAGGCGGUCGACCGGCAUUGUGGAGCACGCAAGUGCAGGAAGUGGCGGUGUGUGUGCUGAGGUGGUGCGCAUGUGUGGGUGUGAGUUUAUCGCUGCCACGCACUCCACACAAGUUCUGUCCCUCACACGCCGUGUUGAGAAUAAUGUUUACCGCAUGGCUGGUGAGGUGCGCUUCGCGGCGCCCGGGUUACAGAUGCGGUGUGGUAACGGGUAAUUGCGGUAUGGUGACGGUGACUUGCAUGGCGUGCGCAGAAGAGGGUUGGCUGCAAGUCCAGUAGCCAAGGACUGGCAAUACGGGAAUACUUGGACAGUGAUUUGCAUCUGAUCUGGGGAACACCUGGUGUAAGCGUUCUUUGGCAUCCGCGGAGCGUUUUAAUGCCUACAACUGCUGGACACGUGGUAAGCAAGUGGGUGCAAAUUAAAAUGAGAAAGGGCAAUGACGAUUAACGACAUGGGAACCCCUGAUUGACUGGGUGCUGGGCGGGCCGGCGGGGUGGCCAGCGGGGAUGUUCUCCGGCUGCUGUCCGGCCCUCUCCCCAAGUAGGCGGGGCCUUCUGAGAUUCAAAUGGUCCGAUAUACCGCCGGCGGGCAAAGCAACGGCCAAUCAAGGGAGCUCUCCCGAAGCCAUCCAGAG
Messenger RNA from Chlamydomonas reinhardtii, 4532 nucleotides. RefSeq lists its product as uncharacterized. The record is from RefSeq and is a predicted model, not a curated record. Gene Ontology annotation, molecular function: ubiquitin-protein transferase activity; protein binding. Gene Ontology annotation, biological process: protein ubiquitination. NCBI's taxonomy places the organism in Eukaryota, Viridiplantae, Chlorophyta, Chlorophyceae, Chlamydomonadales, Chlamydomonadaceae. Bases 241 to 2079 code for a protein of 612 amino acids. The transcript has 8 exons.